This is a messenger RNA of Nymphaea colorata (pocket water lily), 6264 nucleotides long. Its product is annotated as pentatricopeptide repeat-containing protein At4g30700-like. Gene Ontology annotation, biological process: RNA modification. Bases 254 to 4795 code for a protein of 1513 amino acids. Gene Ontology annotation, molecular function: protein binding; RNA binding; zinc ion binding. Lineage: Eukaryota; Viridiplantae; Streptophyta; Magnoliopsida; Nymphaeales; Nymphaeaceae. The record is from RefSeq and is a predicted model, not a curated record. The transcript is spliced from 6 exons.
ACAAACCAUACGUCCCGAGGUUAGGCCGAUUGAUAUAAACUGAGCUCAGGUCACCACUCGGGCGAGCCGUCAAACAAAGUUGGUUAGAUUGUGUAAAUGUGAUCUGCCGGAAAUGACAUUGUGCCCGUUCUUAUUGAUCCACGGCACAGGGUACCUCGACCUGGUCUCCAUUUCUUGCGUCAAUGUUUCUCUUUUUCCCUUCUAAGGCAAUGAUCGAGUGAAUGGCGGGCGGGCCGCGAGGGACGCUUCGGCGAUGGCUUCGCUUCCGAAGACCCUCUCCCCGAAGGAGCUGGUCAGGCUCCUCGAGGCGGAGCGCAGCCCCUCGGCAGUCCUCGCUCUCUUCGACGCGGCCACCGGCCUCCCGGGAUUCCGCCACACUCCCAACGUCUUCCGCCUUGUCCUCGAGAGGCUUGGCGCCGGUCGGAUGUUCGCCGACCUUCCUCGCGUCCUCACCGUCAUCCGCUCCCAGCGGUGCCGCUGCCACGAAUCCCUCGCCUGCAUCGUCAUUCGAAUCUACGGACGCAACUGCAUGCCCGAUGACGCGCUUGACGUUUUCCGUCGCUGCCGCGACCUCUUCGGCUGCCGCCCGGGCGUGCUUUGCUACAAUGCUCUUCUCAAUGCCUUCGUCCAGGCGAACCGGUGGGGUGAUGCAGAGUCGUUCUUCGAGUACUUCAGAACCCAAGAGAUUAAGCCCAAUUUGCAGACGUUUAAUGUCUUGAUCAAGGGUCUCUGCACGAGGAAGCGGUUUGAUAAGGCUAGGGCUUUGCUAGGGUUUUUGGCUGACCAGGGUCUUCAACCCGAUAAGUUCACCUACUGCACGAUAAUUAGCGCUCUCUGCAAGAACGGCAAGACCGCUGCUGGGGCCGAAUUGUUCGCGGAGAUGACGGAUAUGGGAUGCGACCCCGACGUUGUUUGCUACAAUGUGUUGAUCGAUGGGUUCUUCAAGGAGGGGGAUGCAGAGAGGGCUCUGGAGGUUUGGGAAAAGCUGGUGGAGGAGGGCUCGAACUGUAGUCCUAGUGUCGUCAGCUACAAUUCCAUGCUUAACGGAUUGUGCAAGCUCGGAAGGUUUCGUGAGGCUGUUGGGAUUUGGCAGAAGAUGGUUCAAAAUGGUUGCCAGCCGGACAAGUUUAGCUAUGCCACUCUUAUUCAUGGGCUCUGUGAGCAGGGGAGCAUAGAAGGCGCUUAUCGUAUUUAUGUAGCCAUGGUUGAAAGCGGCGUUGAAGCUGACUUGGUUACCCAUAACUCUUUGCUAGAUGGAUUCUGCAAAUUGGGAAGGCUCGAUGAUGCUCGAAAAAUCUGGAAUUUGAUGGAGGAUGGCAAGCAUGGGCGCAACGUUGUUAGCUACAAUACAUGGAUUGGAGGUCUGUGCAGAGCGAAGCUCGCGGAGGAAGCCAUAUCCGUGUGGACAGGGAUGAAGGUGAAUGCCUUCUGCGAUCCGGAUUCUACUACUUGUGGUACUCUGAUUCAUGGGUUAUGUGAAAUUGGGUGUGUAAACAGAGCGUUGGUGGUUUUGGAAGAGAUGGAGGAGGGUGGAGGCGCGUUGGACGUGGUUGCUUAUUCUUCCAUCAUUAGUGGUUUGUGUGCAGAAGGACGAGAAAAACUGGAGGAAGCAGUCUGUGUUUUCGACCGGAUGCUAAAACGUGGUUGUAAGCCAAGCACUCACACGUAUAAUUCGCUUAUCAAUGGCUUCUGUCGAGCAUUUAGAUUCGAAGAUGCAAUGCGGAUAUUUGCUGAAAUGGUUGUUCAUGGUUGUAUCCCCUCUGUUAUGACGUAUAAUACAUUGAUAAGUGGUUUCUGUAAGGCUCAAAUGUUCAAAGAGUCUUAUAAGCUACUUGAUGAAAUGCUUUCUAAAGGCUUGAAGCCUGAUGUGGUCACAUAUAGCGCGCUAAUGGAUGGCCUUUUUCGUGAUCAGAAGGUCGAUGAUGCUUUGAGAAUGUGGGAACGGGUUCGUAGCAAGAUUCGGCCUGAUGUCGUCAUGUACAAUGUUGUGAUUCGUGGUUUGUGCUCAGCUGGUGAAGCCGAACCAGCAUUCAUGCUUUACUCAGAGAUGAAGAGUAAGAAUUGCAAGCCCAAACUUGCAACUUUGAACGUACUUCUUGAUGGAUUUUGUCAACUAGGUGCAUUUGAAAGGGCCUCGGAUAUGUGGAAGGAGAUAUCUAGAGAGGGUUUCGAGCCAGAUAUCGUUUCAUACAACACGGUUAUCUAUGGACUUUGCAACUGGGGAAGAAUACCUGAAGCGGUGCUUAUGCUAGAAGAUGCUUUACAAAAGGGCAUAUCUCCAACUGCUAUCACGUGGCACAUAUUAACUAGAGCAGUAUUUAACGAUGAGCAGAGAGUGAGCAUGGUGCAUGACGAUGACUCUUAUAUGCUUAUGCCGAAUUCUGAUCAAAGAAAUAUUGUCAAGAUGAAGUCAGAUGCAAAAGCAAACUAUGCUUGUCGUAUCAAACCUCAGUCGGGUGGCGCGAUGCGUAUCGAUUCGUGCUCCGUCGACCGAUACGUCUCUCUUCUGCGAUCCUGUCUCUACACCCGGGACGUGAAGUCUGGGAAAUCCGUCCAUUCUCUGCUGGUGAAACUGAAUUUUCGCGUUGGCAUCUUCCUCUGCAAUAAUCUCAUCAAUUUUUACGGCAAAAAUGGUCUUGUUGAAGAUGCACGCAGAUUGUUCGACGAAAUGCCUGAACGGAAUAUCUCUUCGUGGAACACCGUCAUCUCCAUGCACGCCAAAUGCGGGCAGCUUGGAGUUGCACGAAAAUUGUUCGACGGGAUGCCCGAACGAGACUCGAUCUCAUGGACUGCCAUGAUUGUCGGCUUGAAUCUUUCCGGCCUACAUGAACAUGCCAUCGGGCUUUUGCUAGAGAUGAUACGGGAGGGUGUGGUCCCUACCCAGUUCACGUUCACCAACAUCCUUGCUUCUUGUGCUGCGCUUGGUGAUUUAGAUACUGGCAGGAAGGUGCACUCCUGUGUGGCCAAGUUUGGACUGAGUGCAUAUGUCUCUGUUGCUAAUUCGCUUCUCAACAUGUAUGCCAAGUGCGGUGACCAGGAAGUUGCGCAAGCUGUGUUCAACAGUAUGCGGGUGAGGAGCAUCUCGUCAUGGAAUUCUUUGAUUUCUUUGUAUGCGCAGUCUGGUCAGAUUGAACAAGCUAGAGAGCUGUUUGAAACAAUGUCUGAUCGAGACUGUGUCUCAUGGAACUCAGUAAUUGCGGGGUACAAUCAACAAGGAUUUGACUUGCAGGCACUGGAAUUAUUUGUUCAGAUGCAAAACCAUCAUGUUAGAGCUGAUAGUUUUACAUUAACCAGUACUAUUACCGCUUGUGCCAAUCUUGAAUUCUUGAAGACAGGCAUGCAGCUGCAUGCCUAUAUCAUAAAAUUUCUGUUCGAUUCUUAUGGUCCCCUUAGAAAUGCCUUAAUUGCAAUGUACUCAAAGUCAGGAAGGCUAGAAAUUGCUCGUAAAAUUGCUGAUCGGACACAUGAUCUUAAUGUAAUUGCAUUGACUGCACUUAUGCACGGCUACAUCAAAUUUGGUGAAUUGCAGCUUGCUCGAGAUGUGUUUGAUUCGGUUUGUGAUAAGGAUGUGGUAUUAUGGACAGCAAUGAUUGUCGGAUAUGCUCAACAUGGACUAGAUCAUGAUGCACUGACACUCUUCCGCAUUAUGUUUCUUGAGGGGAUUGAACCGAAUGACUACACUAUUGCUUGUUUGCUUAGUGUAUGUGCAAGCUCUGGAGUUUUGGAUUAUGGCAAACAGUUGCAUGCUCAUGUGCUUAGAAAUGAUAUUAGGCUAACAAAUUCUGUCUCAAAUGCACUUGUAACAAUGUAUGCACGAUGUGGAAGCUUGAUUGCUGCUGAAUAUGUUUUCAAGCAUGCAGGUGUGCAUGAUGCAGUGUCUUACACAAGCAUGAUCAUGGCCAAAGCACAACAUGGUCUAGGAAAUGAGGCUAUAGAGCUGUUUGAUGAGAUGAUGGAGCAAAGGAUAAAGCCUGAUCAUAUUACUUAUAUAGGUGUUCUGGCUGCCUGCAGUCAUGCAGGGUUGGUUGAUCUAGGUCGGCACCAUUUCCAGAUGAUGCAUAAAAAGCAUGCAAUAGAGCCACAGAUGAGUCACUAUGCAUGCAUGAUUGAUCUUUUUGGGCGUGCUGGCUUGCUAAAAGAGGCUGAUGAAUUUAUUAGAAGUAUGCCUGUCGAACCAGAUGUCGUGGUAUGGGGUGCCCUCCUCUCAGCAUGUAGAAUUCAUAACAAUGUGGUUUUGGCCAGAAGGGCAGCAGAGAAACUACUAGCGAUUGAGCCAGAGAAUAGUGGAGCAUAUGCAGUAAUCGCCAAUGUAUAUGCUUCAUAUGGUGAAUGGCAGGAGGCAGCUGAAAUUAGGAAGAUAAUGAAGGACAGAAAGGUAAAGAAAGAACCAGGAUGUAGCUGGAUUCAAAUCAAGAAGAAAGUGCAUGUUUUUGGUGUACAAGAUUCGUUUCAUCCACUGAGAGAGCAGAUCUAUGCAAUGGUCAGCAAGCUUUGCUGUCAAGUUAGGGAGUUAGGUUAUCAACCGGAUACUAGCUCAGUCUUGCAUGAUCUUGAGGAGGAGUUGAAAGAACAACUGUUGAGUCACCACAGCGAGAAGCUUGCUGUUGCUUUUGGGUUGAUCAGUACUGCUGAUGGAAGCACAUUAAGGAUCAUGAAAAAUCUUAGAGUUUGCAAUGAUUGUCAUGCUUGGUUCAAGUUUGUCUCAAGACUUGUUCAAAGGGAAAUUGUACUAAGGGAUGCUAAUAGGUUUCAUCAUUUCAAGAAUGGUUUGUGCUCCUGCAAAGACUAUUGGUAGGGUUUAUCUAAGGGCGUAACAGCCAAAGUGGAAACAUCAAUGGAAAGAGAAAUUGAUUUCAAGAUCAUUCUGAAAUUUUGCCUUGAGUUGCGCUGAAACUAUAAACUCAAGGAUUCACAUGUUAUAAAUUGGUUGUUGGCGAUGCAUCCUACAACUGCAAUUUCUGCAUCUUGUGAAACCAGAUUACAUAUAAUACGGUGGACAGAGUGGCAGACUCCAUGUUACUUGUUCAGGUUAGAUGAUUGUUGCAUCUUCUUUCUUCUUAUGGUUGAGAAGAGAGAGGAGACUGGAGUGAAACCAUGCAGACUAAGUGUGCUGAAUCUGGUGUAAGGAUUUGACUGGAAGGGUUCAAGAUUGUCCAGCUCCACGUUUUGCAUCUCUGAAAAAAGUCCAGCUCCAUAUGAUCUUUGCAUGCUUACUUUGAGGGUCAGUUAGAUCGCUAUAAGUAUAUGCCAUGGGCGACACCUUGUCAUAUUCACUCUCGACUUUUUUCAACUUGAAGAUUUUCAGCGAGUUCCUUGUCAUGGUCAAGGAGUUGACUGAAGUGGAGUUGCUUGUUAUUUUAACUGAGUGGUUUGGAAAUAAAAAAUUAGACUUGCAUUGAAUUGAAUUGCAGCUGCUGGUACAAAAGGGUAGCAUUGGAUUGACUUGCAGCAUAUGCUAACUAGCAGUUAGCAUAAAAGGGUACUGCUUCAUAUGUAGGUCUACUGUCAUUUAUUUCUAGGAAACAGCUGCGGUGGAAGUAGUCCCCCAACCUUUAUUGCCAAAAAAUAUUUAUACAAGAACAAAAUGGAGGCUAGAAAACCUUGAUACAGUAACAACUAUACAAAAAUUGAGGGCCGGCCCUCAAGACACUACCACUCCUUAAACAGCUCGGUACAAGGCGUGCUCAGCAGCAGAAGAAAAACAUCAGUGGCAGGUAGCUUGUUACUGAAAAUGAAAUGAAACCCUGAAUAUGAACUUAGCCAGGAGGAGGACUGAGGAGAGUCAGAUCGAGCCAUGCUCAUGAGUUCCUCAUGCAACUGUUGGUUGCUACACUGAAUUUUGCAGCUUACUGUUGGAAGACAAGAGGCUCUGUUCAUCAAGGCAGCGGUGCAUCAUCCAUCUAGUACGUCUGCUGGAGUUGGACAAAUAGGACACAGAAGCAUGACACCACAUUGACAGCCCAUACCAGUGCGAGCCAUAAGCUUCCGUGACAAGGGCACCAAGCCCAUAAAAGCCCUUCUUAUACGAGGCCGCAAACUGGAUGUUGGCCUGUACCGCUCCAUCCCAGUCAAGCUAGCCCACGGAACCCCUGUUUCUAGCCGAACUCUGAUCUCCUUCUGCUCACACUUCGUCUAGUUCUGGUGCAGCAUGUGUUCCUUACAGAGUACUGUCAUUUAUUUCACUUUUACUUUUCAGAUAAGGUUUGUAUUAUACUUUCUGACUUUCAAGUUUAAAAUCCUAAAGGCGAACAAUGCUGCUAUACA